UGAUUAGAAAAUAAGCUACAUAUUAUAUUAUAAAAGCACCGUAAGGACUAAUAGCAAUAGUUUUAUAUUUAAUGCUUUCUGUUGACAUUCGUGAACGUCCUGUCGCUUACAUUCCUUUGCCGAAGCGAUAUCGUGCGAUCUGCAUUACAAAAACACUGCCUCAUUCUGACACGUAUGGUUUUAAGAUCAGCGAAUCUGCGCAAAAGGGGUCAAACUUGCCCCGCUUGAACGCUCCCCGCGGGUUUAACCCGGACAUGUCUGCUGUGUUGCGGAGGAGUGAUGUUGACAUCUGUCCACAGAUAAAAUGUUUCGUCUCUGCCAACGAGCGGUUUUUAUACACAAACAGCGGAGCGGCUUCAGAUUCAGGCUGGUUUUUCCUAGCUGUAGCAGUUACUCAACAUCUCAAGUUAGACUUGGUGUUCUUCAGAGAGUAAGUGACAAGUAUGAGCGCUUCUUGGAGCAACGAUUUCCUCGCUUUUAUAUCUUAUACCGCACCCUCAGGAGAGGGUUCCAGCUCCUCUUUGAAGAUGUAAAAGAGGUCAGAAGAAUAAAAAGGAUCAUGCGUAGUAAUAACAUCCACCACAGAGAGCUCCCAUAUCGAGACAUGGAGAGGCUUCUUCUGUUUAGAAGAGACAUGAUUAAAGCUGUUCCACUGGUUGUGAUCUCUCUUCCUCCAUUUGCCGUCGGUUUGGUCUUUGUCCUAAUGUGCCUCUUUCCACGGCAGCUACUGUUUCGACACUUCUGGACUCCACAGCAGCAGAGGAAGUUCCAGGCGAUUACUCAUUUGAAGCGUUCUAAACACCAGGCAGAGAUUCUGAACAACCUUGUCUGGACAAUCCCGCAUGUUGACAAGUGGCCCAGGCGUACUUUGCUCUUAAGCCUGUGUGCCAAGAUCCAGAGCGGGGUCCAUCCAAGUGUUUCUGAACUCAAUGCCAUAUGCGAGGUCUUCUCUGGCCCUCCACUGGGAAUGCAAUACUUGGCACCACGUCAUUUGCGAUCGCUGGGCUCUCAGCUCCCUGUAAUUGUGUGGUUGCCUAGUUUCCUGGUGCGGAGGCGGCUGACCACAAAAGCCCUGGACCUGCUAUAUCUGGACCGAGCUUUAGACUCUCUAGGCCUAGAUCAGCUCAGCGAUGAAGAAAUGAAACGGGCCUGUGACCUUCGAGGGCUGAGUCCCAGCCAUCUUAGUUCCAGUCAGUGCAGAGAGUGGCUUCAACAGUGGCUCCAGUUUUCUAUACAGGUCAAAGAAUCGGAAACCUCACUCUUGCUGCACAGCAUAGCAAUCCUAACACUCAACUACCCUCCAGUCCCAAAGUGAACAAGCUAGGAUGCUGCAUGGUCACACAACACCGUUCUCCUGUUUACAGAAGAGGUUUCAUGAUAAAUGACCACUUCACUUUACAGAGUUUACAUCCCAGAUGUGCUAAUGAAGGAAAAGCCUUCAUUUUACAUGCCAACAUUCCACCCAAAGCGUUUAAGUUAUCUUUAAAAGCAUCUUGCAUUCUGGGCCAAAUCCAAAGUGUGUUGGGCCUGUGAUGAACGUUAAUAGUCUUAAUUUAGUCUUUAUAUUCACUUUGACUGUGAAUGUUUUGUGAAAAUGUUAACUGACUCAGACACCAUGGAAAGCUACUUAUGUAAAUUGGACCAAGUUACUCACAGAAAUGUUAUUUAUUAAAAUUACAGACUGAAACAUUCACAUUUGCGGAACCUCUAGAUAUGGAUCUUUGUUUUGUGGAAGUGUUUUCUGUUUUUUGGAACUGAACAGAAGUGGGAAGAUCAUAUCUGAUGGCCCUGUUUACUGAGAAGUGCAGUGGCUUCAGGUGAAAACGUAUCAUUGUGGUUAAUCAUUCAGUUGGCUUCACAUUGAUCUGCUGUCAUGAGUGGAUUCUACUUUAUCAUUUAUUUUUAUACAAUGCUUUUUGAAACAUCAGCUCUUUGUGGUUCUGCUUUAAAAACUUCUGCCUGUAAUUACAAUUUUUAUUGUUCAGUCCAAAUUGCAGUUUGACCUCAAACAACUUUGUGUUAAUCUCAGGUUACCACUUUUUUACGGUCCGUAGUUGGAAGUUUUUGUGUUGAAAUGCUAUGUCAACAUGGGACAUAAAAGUAUAAAAAUAUAUGAUUGAUCUUUUUUUCUUUCAACAUUUGCAUGUGAAAAAACUCAUGUGUGAAAGUAAAACUUUCUGUUUUGUAAUGUAAGAAUGAAAUUUGCACAUAAAAAUGUAAAAAUCCAGUUUUCACUAGCAAGAAAUCAAUUUAAAUGUAAAUCUGAAAAAAAAAAUUAUAUCUAAAUUUGUUUUUUUCUUGUGAAAACAGAGUUGGUGCAUAUUUAAAAGAUGUUCCUUCCCUUAAAACAGGUUGGGGAAACCCAUACAUACUCAUUAGUGAUGAAGUGCACACACUGCAAUAAAAUUCCUACCAAUAAAAAUGUUCAGACAUA
Messenger RNA from Pygocentrus nattereri (red-bellied piranha), 2434 nucleotides. RefSeq names its product LETM1 domain-containing protein 1-like. The record is from RefSeq and is a predicted model, not a curated record. Bases 305 to 1315 code for a protein of 336 amino acids. Gene Ontology annotation, molecular function: ribosome binding. The transcript has 9 exons. Lineage: Eukaryota; Metazoa; Chordata; Actinopteri; Characiformes; Serrasalmidae. Gene Ontology annotation, cellular component: mitochondrial inner membrane. Gene Ontology annotation, biological process: intracellular monoatomic cation homeostasis.